UCCUCCUGUCCCACUGCCUGCUCCGACUCCAUUGGUUACUUCUACCUUAGCCGCUUCUCCCUUUAUCUUUUUAUUCGACAACAGACAUCCGAGUAAGACUACUUCCAAAAAAAGGUGAUCUAGCAUCUCUCAAAAACUGGCGACCGAUCUCCCUUAUCAACUGUGAUGCGAAGAUUUUUACACGACUUCUCACUAAAAGAAUGGACCCUCUAAUGUCAAAAAUCAUCAAUACGUAUCAACUUGGUUUCCUGCCUAAUCGUUUCAUUGCUGAAAAUGGUUUGGCUGUUCGACUGAUAAUGGAACAAGCUCAAUUGCAUCAACGACCUGGUAUUGGAUUACUCCUUGAUCAAGAAAAAGCACAUGACAGGGUACAUCCGGUAUACAUCCAAAAGAAGACAAUGUUGGCCUUUGGUUUCCUCUCUCAAUUUGUCUUUACCAUCAUGGGUCUCUUUUUCCACAACUACGUAAGAAUCAACAUCAAUGGUUUUUUUUUACUAUAUAACCUACAAGAUACCAAGGAACGGCAAGCCGAGAUCCAGAAAACAGAAGCAUCGAUUUUGGUACCCCUGGCAAUACAGGUGCUUCACGCCACUUUCGCACAGCCAACUGAUGAUGAUUCAAGAUCGAGAUAUGACCGCAAUAUUGGAAACCUUUUACGACAAUUGUUGCAAGAUGAUAUGACGAUGUUCACAUUACGCGUGACGGGUCAUCCAACAACGUGGACUACGCCAAGGUGAUCCUUUGUCUCCUCUACUUUUUUAAUUUAGUUUUGGAACCUUUUCUCCUACGGAUUCUUCAAGAUAAUAGUCUCACUGGUUUUACCUUCCAUCAUAC
Messenger RNA from Halteromyces radiatus, 834 nucleotides. RefSeq lists its product as uncharacterized. The coding region runs from base 201 to 737 and encodes 178 amino acids. NCBI's taxonomy places the organism in Eukaryota, Fungi, Mucoromycota, Mucoromycetes, Mucorales, Cunninghamellaceae. The transcript has 2 exons. The record is from RefSeq and is a predicted model, not a curated record.